Molecule: messenger RNA, 408 nt
Organism: Carica papaya (papaya)
Lineage: Eukaryota; Viridiplantae; Streptophyta; Magnoliopsida; Brassicales; Caricaceae
Source: RefSeq, a predicted model, not a curated record
AUUUUAUGUGUGAACAGAUGGCCGAUUUGAUGAUGAGUACUUUCAACAAACUGAAUCGUCCAGUCAAUUUAGGCAGGAGUAUGAAAUGCGGAGAAUGAAGCAGGAUCAAGGUCUAGAUAUGAUUUCAGAAGGUCUGGAUACCCUGAAAAACAUGGCUCAUGAUAUGAAUGAGGAAUUGGAUAGGCAAGUUCCUAUGAUGGAUGAAAUUGAUACUAAGGUGGACAAAGCGACAGCAGAUCUUCAGAAUACAAAUGUUAGACUUAAAGACACUGUGACUCAGCUGAGGUCCAGCCGAAACUUCUGUAUUGAUAUUGUUCUGUUGUGCAUAAUUCUUGGAAUUGCAGCGUAUUUAUACAAGUAAGUUCCUAUAUCUUGCAUUCUUUAGAGACAUAAACUGUGUUUGCAUGU